CUCAAAAUACGAGCCUUUGCCCUUUUGGUUUGACGGGCCUCGCAGGCCAUCGUGGGGAUCGCUGAGUGAUUCCUUGCUUCGAUCGAGCGAGCUCGUCUCGCCUUCAAAUCUUUCCAUGGCGGGAGUUUGCAUUUGCAGCGAGCUCUGGCGCCAGUCACACCCGCAAGACGCCGUGUCCACGCUUAGCGCGCUGCUCCAGGCGGCCUCCUAUCGUCUCAGAUUCUCUGCCAUAGCUCCGGACUUUAUUCUCAGCAACGCAGGAGUGUCCAUCGCUUUUGUCGUGGUGGACGAUGUUCACAAGGAGCUUGCAUGCGAGGCCGAAAGGAUUCUAAAGAUGAGAGGGACUUUCCAGAAUUCCUAUGUCAUCGUCACACUCUCGUCCGAGUCUGACUACAGCGUGUUUUCGGAGUUCUACUUCAGCCUUGGUUUCGAUGGUGACAAACCAGCUUUUAUUCCGGUACCGAGCAAGCAUAUGGCGCUGGAGAAAAUGAUCCGGAUUGCUUUUGUUCACGCAGAAUGCAAGCGCCAAGGCAUCACUGGAAUGGUUGAUCUCGAGAGAAAGCAGUUUGUUCAGUCCGAGGAUGCGCGGAUGGCAUGUGUCUCCUCUAUUCCAAAGUUGGAGCUCCAUGACGCCCAUUCACUUGUGCAGGGAGUGGGAUCUUUGGAAGCCAUUUCAAGGUCGAGCCGGGAGUCUAUAAUGGAGACAACUGAUCUUUCUGUGGACUCCGCAGAGUCUGUCAUGAAGCUAUUUAAUGACAGGGUGUAUGGAAGCACACCACUGCUUUGAUCUGUGUAAUAUUUGUUGGCUAUUACUGUUCAGCGUAUUUUCUAUUUUAAAUACUUGCUAGGCAACAAAUGAAACAAAAUUAA
This is a messenger RNA of Selaginella moellendorffii, 870 nucleotides long. RefSeq names its product protein PARTING DANCERS. The transcript is spliced from 8 exons. The record is from RefSeq and is a predicted model, not a curated record. Lineage: Eukaryota; Viridiplantae; Streptophyta; Lycopodiopsida; Selaginellales; Selaginellaceae. Gene Ontology annotation, biological process: resolution of meiotic recombination intermediates. Bases 116 to 787 code for a protein of 223 amino acids.